Messenger RNA from Pangasianodon hypophthalmus (striped catfish), 4056 nucleotides. RefSeq names its product solute carrier family 26 member 5 (gene slc26a5). Gene Ontology annotation, molecular function: chloride transmembrane transporter activity; oxalate transmembrane transporter activity; bicarbonate transmembrane transporter activity. Gene Ontology annotation, biological process: transmembrane transport. NCBI's taxonomy places the organism in Eukaryota, Metazoa, Chordata, Actinopteri, Siluriformes, Pangasiidae. The record is from RefSeq and is a predicted model, not a curated record. Gene Ontology annotation, cellular component: membrane.
UCCCAGAAUGCAUUGCGGCGCGGCGUGUAGGCACGUGGCCUGGCUUCCUGGAGUGAGGCUGCGCUGUGUUAAAGGACAUUAGUGUGUUGAUCAGUAACCACAGGGAGUUGGAGAGUUUUAUUGAGCUCAGCUCACUGCUACAUCAUUAAAGGAAGAGGAAGCUGAGAGAGCAGCGUUGCGUCAGUUGUGUAGCUGGGAUCAGUGUCAUGCUCCUUCUGCGUUGUUAUGGAUCAUGUAAACGGUGAUGUUGAAUCCUCCUCUACGCUGGUGUACCGACUCGAGAGACCCGUGUUCAAUGAAGAACAAAUCAACACCCAGCUGCAUAAGAAAGAGCGGCCGCUUAAGCCCGUUAGACAGAGACUAGCUGAACGCUGCCGCUGUUCAUCUGAAAAAGCCAAAUCCACCAUCUUUGGCCUUCUCCCCAUCUUAUCAUGGCUGCCAUCGUAUCCAGUGAAGGAGUAUCUGUUUGGAGACAUAGUUUCAGGUCUCAGCACAGGAGUCAUGCAGCUGCCUCAAGGUCUUGCCUAUGCGAUGUUAGCUGCUGUUCCUCCAGUCUAUGGCCUUUAUUCAUCAUUCUAUCCUGUUCUUCUCUACACGUUCUUCGGCACUUCCAGACACAUAUCGAUAGGCACGUUUGCGGUGAUUAGUCUGAUGAUUGGAAGCGUGGUGGUGGGAGAGGCGCCGGACUCCAUGUUUCCUCUGAACGGGACAAACGGGACGGAGCUGAUCGACGUGGCGGCUCGAGACGCCAGAAGAGUGCAAGUGGCCGUGGCUCUGACUGCGCUCAUGGGAAUUAUUCAGCUGGUGCUCGGCGUGCUGAGGUUCGGCUUCGUGGCGAUUUAUCUGACCGAGCCGUUGGUGCGAGGCUUCACCACCGCCGCUGCAGUGCACGUGUUGGUCUCUCAGCUGAAAUACCUUUUCGGGGUUAAAACCCAGCGCUUCAGCGGGCCGUUAUCUGUCCUCUACAGUCUCAUCGCUUUGUUUAAACACAUCACCAGCACUAACGUCAGCACACUCAUUGUGGGAUUGGUGUGUAUCGUCUUCCUCUACGGCGUGAAGGACAUUAACGAGCGCUUCAAAAAGAAGCUGCCCAUCCCCAUUCCCGGAGAGAUCAUCGUGGUGAUUGUCUCGACGGGGAUUUCCUACGGCAUGGCUCUUUCUGAGAACUACCAGGUGGAUGUUGUAGGAGAAAUCCCUACAGGACUUCAAGCGCCGACUCUUCCAGAUUUCAGUCUCUUCCCCAGCCUGAUCGCAGAUGCUGUAGCUCUGGCUGUGGUGGGCUUCUCCAUCGGGAUCUCUUUGGCGAAGAUAUUCGCUCUCAAAUAUGGCUACAGUGUGGACGGAAACCAGGAGCUGAUUGCGCUCGGGUUGUGUAACUCGGUCAGUUCCUUUUUCCACACCUUCGCCGUCACCUGCUCGAUGUCUCGCAGUUUGGUGCAGGAGAGCACGGGUGGAAAGACUCAGAUUGCAGGGCUGUUGGCCUCCUUACUGGUCCUUCUGGUGAUUUUGGCAGUGGGGUUUCUGUUCCAGCCUUUACCGCAGACCGUGUUAGCUGCGAUCAUCAUGGUCAAUCUGCUGGGCAUGUUCAAACAGCUCCGAGACAUCCCUGCUUUAUGGAGAACCAGCAAGAUUGAACUGGCGAUUUGGGUGGUGGCCUUCGUGGCGUCCGUUCUGCUGGGGUUGGAUUACGGACUCCUGGUGGCCAUUACAUUUGCUAUACUCACAGUUGUCUAUAGAACACAAAGUCCUAAAAGUGUUAUUCUCGGGCAAAUCUCUGACACUGGACUUUACUACGACACUGAGGAAUAUGAAGAGGUUACAGAAUGUUCAGGGAUUAAGAUUUUCCACUCCAACACUUCAAUCUACUUUGCGAACAGUGACCAGUACGUGAGCUCUCUCAAGGAAAAAACAGGCGUCGAUCCUGCACAGCUGCUGGCUGAGAGAAAAUCCCAGCGGAAGCAGCUGAAAAAGAGCGAAGACAAGAAGAAGAACUGCCAUCACAGCCCCGAGGAGAAGAAGCGAGCAGUAGUUAAACUGGAUAUGGAGUUAAGCGUGAGUCAUGAAGUGGUGGACGAAGCCCAGACCCAAGUGGAAUCGCACGUUAACGGACAAAUCGCCGAGGCCGAGUCUGACUCUGAGGAGGAUCGCUUCCUCCAGCCGCUGUGUCCCGUCCACACUAUCAUCCUGGACCUAAGCUCUGUCAACUUCAUGGACUCUGUAGGAGCCAAAGCUAUUAAAUCUGUUAUUAAGGAGUUCGCAGCCAUAAAUGUGAAAAUCAUGCUUGCUGGAUGUAACCGAACUCUACUCUCUGAUCUCAGGACUCUGCAGUUCUUCAGCGGUCCUGUGACCCUGGACAUCAUCUUUCCCACCAUUCAUGAUGCUGUACUGCACUGCCAACACACGAGGGCGCUGUCCUCCUGCCCUGCAGCUAGUGAGCGCCCAGGAAACAGGAAGUGCUGUCCUGAAGGGCUGGAAUGAUGAGUGUUUGAAGUGUGGAAUGAGUGAGUUUGGAGUAUAAAAGCAUUUAGAAGCAAGAAAGGAACUAGAUGUCAAGCACUUCUACGUGUAACACCUCCUGCCUUUAAACUCAUCACGUGACUGCGUGAAGAUAAUGUGAGUAAAACACGCUCUUUAUGACCACAGCACUGAAGUUACGCACACAGACGUGGACUCGGAUUCAUACCUCUUUAGCAGUCUGUUGUAUGUUGGUUUUUUUUUUCUACUGAACACACUCUUUGUUCUUCCCAAAAUGUCGCAUUGUAAAGUUUUAAGGUGUUUUCACACUUCCUCACUCAACCACAUGCCUGGAUGUUGAUGGGGGUUUUUUUGUCGUUGUUUUGUUUUGUUUUUUUUUUUUGCUAUUUUCUGAGAUUUUAAAUUAAUGAAUUAAAAAAAUAUUUAAGGUGUAACUGGAAAAAAAAAUUAAAUAGUUACAAUAUUAAUAUUUAUUUAGGUGUUUUUUUUUUGUUAGUUUUUUGGUGACAUUUUAUUUAAAUGAUUAAAAAUUAUUAAAUUAUUUAAAAUGUGACCAAAACAAACCAAACAAAAACAACAUGAAUUAAAAAUGAUAUUAGAAUUAAAUUAAUAUUAAAUGAAUGAAUUAAAAUUAUAAUAACAAUGAACCAAUGAAUGAAUGAAGGAAGGAAUGAAUGAUAGAUAUUUUAAUAAUUAAGCAAAUAAGUAAGCGAGCAAAUAAAUAAAUAAAUCAUUCAUUCAUUCAUUCAUUCAUCACACUUUUCAGACUUUUGACUGACGUCAAGCGCUUCUUUACCUCCUGACCAAUCAGGUCACAAGUUGGGGGACGAACGAGAAAAACAAACAUGGCGUACAAAGUGUCAGUGAGUGACUACGAGGAGAUUUCCAUCAUGCUGGAACAAUCUUUCUUUCAUCUACAUUACUGAGAAUAACAAUCUAAUCUAGAGCUAAGCUAGUUAGCUAGCUGACACUAGGAACACUGAAGAGCGUUGCUAUGGUUACAGCACGUGGUUCUUUACUUCCUGACAUGUAGUUGUUUGCGGUUGUGUUUAAAACCGUACAAAUAAUGACUUAACAUGCGUUAUUGAUGUUUUUAAUGUACGACAUUGUGAUAAAAACGUAAGCUCAGAUGCUGUUACAGUGUUAGUUUAUAGUCCAAAUGCUGGUAGAGAUCAAAUUUUGUAUUUAAGAUGCUUCUCUGUGUGUCACUUUUGUAUUUUUCACUGGAUUUGGUUUUGAUCUAUAAUCCAGGGAACAGGUCAAGAGACUGGAUCUUAUAAACCAAAUGCUGAUGUUACUGUUUUUGAUGGUUUUUUUUGUUUUUUUUUAAUUCACCUACCAAAAAAAAAAAAAAAAAAAAUUCAAGACUGAAAGAGUCCAUGAUUACCCAUAGACUCUCCUGAUAGUGUCUUGAAAUUGUAAGAAUUAAUAUUCAAAUAUGUUAAUAUAUUACUGUGAAUGUUUCAGGUGUGUGUGUGUGUGUGUGUGUGUGUGAGGCUCGUUAUGAAACAUGGUCAGCAUUUCCCCUGCAGAGAAAUUAAGCCUGAAGCUGUGUAGUUGUGUGUAGUUUAUAUAAUAAUG